Molecule: messenger RNA, 2640 nt
Organism: Rosa rugosa (rugosa rose)
Lineage: Eukaryota; Viridiplantae; Streptophyta; Magnoliopsida; Rosales; Rosaceae
Exons: 3
Coding region: 91-2379 (762 amino acids)
Source: RefSeq, a predicted model, not a curated record
GAUUUCAAUCUCAGAUUUCACAAACCCUCCUCAUUUCAAUUCGUCUUCAAUUCAAUUUCGUUCCCAAUUUCACAAGCCUAAUAAUUCAUCAUGGCCGCGCCGCCGUCGAACAAGUCCCCAAUCGCCACCCGAGCGAGCCCUAAUUCCCGAAGCUCCGAAAUCGCCAACCCCGUCCGGCGAAGCUUCACCGGAAACCCAUUCGCCAAGCCUUCAAUCGUCGCUAAUUCAGAGACUCCUCCUCCACGGCGGAGCUCCAUGGGGAGAGAGACGGUGGUUACUUUCUCGGAGGACAAAGAAAACGGGAAAGAUUCGAGUUGGAAACAAAUCCGGGUCCGGUCGCCGGCGGCGAAGAAUUUCAUGUCGCCGACCAUCUCCGCCGCCUCAAAGAUCAACGCUUCUCCGAGAAAGAAGAUCUUGACCGAGAGGAACGAGCCCGUCCGGACUUCUUCUUCUUCUUCUUCUUCUUCCGAGUUCAAAAUCAAAAGCGUGUCCUUUGCUCCGGUACCGGUGGAAUAUUCCGAUCACAAGGAGGAGGUGGGCCCCACAACCCCUAAGCCUCCGAAACCCUUAACUGGGGUUGAAGCAAUGGUGGGGCCAGUUGAAUGCCCUGAACCUGUUUGUGAAAAUGCCUCAGAGGAACAACCUGACUGUGUGAAUCUUGACCCGAGUUUCAAGAUUAGUCCUCCGGCAGCGGUGGCGUUUUCGGGUUCGGGUCAUCGGGUCAUUGCGCCGCUGGAUGCUGACCCAUCUGCUCCUCCUCCUUAUGAUCCCAAGACCAAUUACCUUUCUCCCAGGCCACAGUUUCUUCAUUACAGGCCAAACCCAAGAGUUGAGUAUUAUCUGAGUAAGGAUGGUGAGGGCAAGAGGCUUGAGGAGAGCUUUUCGGAUACUGAGGAAACACGGUCGGAUUAUUCUCCAAAGGAAGUAGAAGAUGUUACUUCCCCUGCUGAAGUGGUAAAGGAGGAGGAGGAAGAAGAAGAAGCAAAAGAGGAGGAGGUACCUGUUUUGGAACCAAUGCCCACCAUCAUCAGUCCCAGCACUAAGUCUAUGCCAAAGGAGGAGGAGGCUGUUGAAGUAGAAACGUCCAGCAAGCCACGCUUCUCGUGGAGAUCAAAGCUCACUGCUUUGAUAAUGGUUUUGGCAGUUGCGCUUUUCGCGGUUUUGGGUGUUGAAGUGAAUGUUCAGGUUUGGUCUGCAAGCUCUGUGUCUUUUGUUUCUGAGUUCGUUUCCAAUAUCAGAGGUGCCAAGAAUUUGGGCCCAUUGCAAUAUUAUAACCUCACCUUGAUGGAAGAUGCUUGGGUUAAUGAGUAUCCUGUGUUCGAUCAAUGUAACAAAGAAAUGGAAGAAAUGGGUGAGUUUGAUGUGUUUGGAAAUGUAAUGGGAAGUGUGUUUGAGGUUGAAGCUUCGGAAGAAAAGGGUCUGCAAGAGAUUGGAGCAGCUGAAUAUGAAGAACCAAUUGAUCAGGAGGCUGGUCUGGCAGAGAUUGGAGCAGCUGAAUAUGCAGAACCAAGUUAUCAGGAGGCUGAAGUACCACAGAUUGAAUGCUUGGAAGAGAACCAGCCAGAGAUUGGAGCCGACGAUGUGGAGGAACAUGUUGAGCAAGGGAAUGAACAAGUUGAGAAUAUUGAAGCCUUAGAAGAAGAAAUGAGAUUUUCAGUGAUCAGAGCAACUGAGAACCUCGUUGAAGUACAUACUGAUCCAGAAUUUGAGGAAAAGGCUGAAUCAACCAACAUGGAAGAGGUUUCACUGGAAAAGAAUUCUUAUGAAGAUGUGGAAGCACUUCAGGCUACACAGGCUAUAACUGAAGAAAAUAUUGUUGUUGAUCAUGUACAUUCCGAGCCAGAAAGUAUUGCAAGCAUUAAGGAGGAGAUUGUAAGCUCAGAAGUAUUGAAUCUCACAGCUGAGGGGGCUGACAGUAUGGUUUCCAUGGUGAAUGUGCUGGGAAUUGCUUUCUUGGUUCUCACAUUGGUCGGAUUCACAGCCAUCAUCUACAUGAAGAAACGAGAGAACUCACCUUCAAAUCCUGCAAACUAUGCUGUUCAACCAUUGGUGACCGAGAAAUUAGCUGCAAGUCCCAUUGUUCCAAUUAGCACUGAGCACACCUACUGUCCUUCUGAAAUGAGUAGCUUCCAGACGAGUUCAGGGUACCGCUCAAAAGGACUAAAGGCAUCAGAUGAAGUAGAAAGCCAGGAGAAGAGGGCCAGGAAGAACAACAGGAGAGACUCCAUGGCUUCAAUUGACUCCUCAAUGGGGUCGCCAUCUUAUGGGAGUUUUACAACAUAUGAGAGAAUUCCAAUUAAGAAGGGAUAUGGAGAAGAAGAGAUUGUAACUCCUGUUAGGCGCUCGAGCAGAAUUACUAGGAAAGUCACUUCUCCUUGAUGAAUUAGUGCAAGUCAUCUAUCUCUUUUAUCCAUCGCACUGCUCUGCACUACUUCAUCUGGUUCAUGAAGGAACCAUUGUUUAGUUUGACUGAUUGUUAUUGUUUGAUAACUUGUAUUAGGGUUUGACUGACAAUGUCUACGGUUAGGAGUUUAUUAGUACUAAUUCAGUAGUUGAAUGACAUUGUAAUCUCCUGCCAUUUUCUAAUGGUUCCUGUUUGUAAUAACAGUCUUGUUUCGUCUUCCACACUUGUCAUGUUCA